UAGGUUUAUCUGAUAACCAGAAGGAGCUGAGAAGGUCAGAGAAGCUAAGUAAUGGCGUUUGCAUUGGUAAACCUGGACUUGAUCUUGGUCCCAGCAGGGCUCUUGAUAAUGUUCACUUACCAUCUCUACCUUCUCUAUAGAAUCCUAAAAUUUCCGGCAUCAACAGUAAUUGGUUAUGAGAACCUCAAUAGGAUGGCAUGGGCUCAGAAUAUGAUGCAGGGAGGGAGUCACACAAGCUUAGCACUAAAUGUGAUAUCAAUCAAUGUCUGGAGUGUAAUCUACUUAGCUAUUAUUACCCUUUCACUAAGUUCUCUUAUAGGAGCAAUAUUAGGAAGCUCAACAGGUUAUCUCGCCAAUAACAUUUUAAUACUUGGAGACACAAGCUCUACCACAAUUUUUCUGAAAUACAUAAGCAUACUCUUAUCUUUCAUGCUUGCCUUUGCCGCGUUUGUUCAGUCGGCGAGGUACUUCGUUCAGUCUGAUUUCUUCAUCAGUACGCCGAUUACAAAUAUUCCGGUGACGACGGUGCAGUCGACGUUGAUUAAGGCAAAUAAUUUCUGGCAUCUUGGGUUGAGGCUUCUCUAUUUUGCCAUGGCUUUCUUGUUUUGGGGUUUUGGACCAAUACCGAUGUUUGCUUCGUGUGUGAUUAUGGUGAUGAUUUUGUUUUUCUUGGAUUCCAAUUCUACGCCUUUGCAUCACUAUAAGCCGGUGGCCAUGGAUUCAGAGAUCAAGAAGAAGGUGGAGAAGUUGUUUGAAUAG
Telopea speciosissima is the source of this 759-nucleotide messenger RNA. RefSeq lists its product as uncharacterized. The transcript has 2 exons. Lineage: Eukaryota; Viridiplantae; Streptophyta; Magnoliopsida; Proteales; Proteaceae. The coding region runs from base 52 to 759 and encodes 235 amino acids. The record is from RefSeq and is a predicted model, not a curated record.